Molecule: messenger RNA, 403 nt
Organism: Daldinia vernicosa
Lineage: Eukaryota; Fungi; Ascomycota; Sordariomycetes; Xylariales; Hypoxylaceae
Exons: 3
Coding region: 183-395 (70 amino acids)
Source: RefSeq, a predicted model, not a curated record
UAGAACACCUCGGGUCUCCUCGUAGAUCAUGGCUGAGAUACGCUUGACACCACCACGACGAGCGAGACGUCGGAUAGCGGGCUUGGUAAUACCCUGGAUGUUGUCACGAAGAAUCUUGCGAUGACGCUUGGCGCCACCCUUUCCGAGGCCCUUGCCACCUUUGCCGCGUCCAGUCAUAUUGAAUGAGGUUAGAGAAAAGUAUUUGGUUGAUAGGUUUUGGUUAUGGGGUGCUUGGUGCUGGUGCAAGUGGUACAGAUGAGGCUGAUAUGCAAGCGGUAUGUUUGGAAGAUGGAAAGGUUGAGACGUGGGGAAAAGCGACAGUUUUAAAUAUCAACGGGGCGGGUCCGGUAGCUGGGAAUCAGAUCAGCCCGGGAUUGACGCGAACUCGUGCCUGAUCAGCCCC